AUGAAUGCAGUUGUUCUCAAUGCGCCGCACGAGAUUAGUGUGGAGAAACGGAAAAGACCAGGUAUCGCCAACUCGAAAGAUGCAUUGGUCAAAGUGAUUGUCGCAGGAAUAUGUGGCAGUGAGCUUCAUCCAUAUAGAGGCCAGCAGAACACCACAUAUGGGCACGUUAUGGGCCAUGAAUUCACAGGCAUCGUCGAGGAAGUGGGGAGCGAAGUCAAGAGCUUCAAAUCCGGCCAGCAUGUUGUAGGCACAUUCUCUACAGCAUGUCUAUCAUGCUGGUUCUGUCGAUACGGCCAUACGAACCGUUGCGUGAACAGCUUAGCACUAGGCACGCAGCAAAUCGACGGCGGACAGGCUGAGCAUGUGCGAGUUCCCAACGCCGAUGGAACACUGCUACUCGCGCCCGAUGAUAUAGAUGAUGAGCUGUUGGUGCUGAUGUCGGACAUUUUCCCUACGGGCUAUUAUGGGGCAAUGCGCGCAAUCACGCAGUUCCGACAGCCAGGCGAAGGGGUGCCAGAAACGAAGCUAUUUGAGAAGCAGCCCUUGUCCGAGGCAGUGUUCGUUGUCGUCGGCUGUGGGAUCGUGGGACUCUGCGCCGUCUUGACAGCCCAUAUCAGAGGUGUCCAAAGUGUUUAUUGUGUGGAUUCUGUCGAUGACCGCUUGGAACAGGCUGCGAAGAUGGGCGGCAUACCGCUGAAGCUUGGAAGGGAUGAUAUUCCAGCCAUUGUUCGCGCAGCGACUGAUGGACGAGGGGCCGAUGCCGUAAUUGAAAGUGUGGGCAAUAAAGCUGCACUCAGGUCUGCCUUUGACCUGCUUAGACCUUGCGGGAUUCUCUCAUCUGUCGGCUUCCACCAGUCGGAACUUCCAUUCACCGGGCUCGAAUGUUAUCAGAAAAACCUCAGUAUCAAUUUCGGACGGGCACCUGUUCGUGCCGUUUUCGAGGAGGCCAUGCACUUUUUCGUGGAAAAUAAGAGUAGGUUUUCAGAAGUAAUCUCUCAUCGCCUUUCACUGGCUGAGGCCGCUAAAGGGUAUGCUAUUUUUGAUAAACAGGAGGCACGAAAAGUCGUGUUGAAGCCAUGA
This is a messenger RNA of Venustampulla echinocandica, 1080 nucleotides long. RefSeq lists its product as uncharacterized. Lineage: Eukaryota; Fungi; Ascomycota; Leotiomycetes; Helotiales; Pleuroascaceae. The transcript is spliced from 4 exons. Bases 1 to 1080 code for a protein of 359 amino acids. Gene Ontology annotation, molecular function: oxidoreductase activity; zinc ion binding. The record is from RefSeq and is a predicted model, not a curated record.